UUACAGACAACUCUUCCAUCCUGGUAAGUCUUUUUUUUUUUAAAUUGAUAAACAUGUUUUCUUACAUUCUCUCUUUUUAGAACAAUUGAUCACUGGUAAGGAAGAUGCUGCUAACAACUACGCUCGUGGUCACUACACUGUUGGUAAGGAGCUCGUCGACUCUGUCCUUGACCGUAUCCGUAAGCUCGCCGAUAACUGUACCGGUCUUCAAGGUUUCUUGGUCUUCCACUCCUUCGGUGGUGGUACCGGUUCCGGUUUCGGUGCUCUUUUGAUGGAACGUCUCUCUGUUGAUUACGGUAAGAAGUCCAAGUUGGAAUUCUCUGUCUACCCUGCUCCUCAAGUUGCUACCUCUGUUGUUGAACCUUACAACUCUAUCUUGACCACUCACACUACUUUGGAACACUCUGAUGUCUCCUUCAUGGUUGAUAACGAAGCCAUCUAUGAUAUCUGUCGUCGCAACCUGGACAUUGAACGUCCUUCUUACGCCAACCUUAACCGCUUGAUUGCUCAAGUUGUUUCUUCCAUCACUGCCUCUUUGCGUUUCGAUGGUUCUCUUAACGUUGACUUGAACGAAUUCCAAACUAACUUGGUCCCUUACCCUCGUAUUCACUUCCCUCUCGUCACCUACGCCCCCAUCAUCUCUGCUGCUAAGGCUUACCACGAACAAUUGUCUGUUCAAGAAAUCACCAACGCUUGUUUCGAACCCAACAACCAAAUGGUCAAGUGUGAUCCUCGUCACGGUAAAUACAUGUCUUGUUGUUUGUUGUACCGUGGUGAUGUUGUCCCCAAGGACACCAACGCUGCCAUUGGUUCCAUCAAGACCAAGCGUACCAUUCAAUUCGUUGACUGGUGUCCUACUGGUUUCAAGGUCGGUAUUAACAACCGUGCCCCUGCUGUUGUCCCUGGUGGUGACUUGGCUAAUGUCCAACGUGCUCUUUGUAUGUUGAGUAACACAACUGCCAUUGCUGAAGCCUGGGCUCGUCUUGACCACAAGUUCGAUUUGAUGUAUGCCAAGCGUGCUUUCGUUCACUGGUAUGUCGGUGAAGGUAUGGAAGAAGGUGAAUUCUCCGAAGCUCGUGAAGAUUUGGCUGCCCUUGAAAAGGAUUACGAAGAAGUUGGUUCUGACUCUUUAGGUGAUUCUGAAAUUGAAGAUGUUGAAGAAUACUAAACAACGUACUUUACAAAAAAAAAAAAAAAAGAAAAUAAA
Gilbertella persicaria is the source of this 1207-nucleotide messenger RNA. RefSeq names its product Tubulin/FtsZ. The record is from RefSeq and is a predicted model, not a curated record. Gene Ontology annotation, biological process: nuclear division; microtubule cytoskeleton organization; mitotic cell cycle. Gene Ontology annotation, molecular function: structural constituent of cytoskeleton; GTP binding. The transcript has a single exon. Gene Ontology annotation, cellular component: spindle; microtubule; cytoplasm. Bases 272 to 1168 code for a protein of 298 amino acids. Lineage: Eukaryota; Fungi; Mucoromycota; Mucoromycetes; Mucorales; Choanephoraceae.